Clunio marinus is the source of this 186-nucleotide messenger RNA. The record is from the annotation of a GenBank genome assembly. NCBI's taxonomy places the organism in Eukaryota, Metazoa, Arthropoda, Insecta, Diptera, Chironomidae.
AUGUUAUUUGUUUUUCUUUUUCUUUCUUCUCUCACCGACAUCAUUUUGCUAUUACUCAGUUCAUUGGGGUCUGAUAUGAACGAGUUGUGGUUAUUAAAUAGGCAUGAAAAGUUCUCCGGAAAUUCUAAAUUAUCUAUCUAUGUUAAAUGUAAACAUUUAUCUACUAAGUUUUAUGUUUCUUACUGA